AUGAGACUAUAUUGUUGGAAAACUCCUACUGAACCUUUCCAGAGAGUUCAUGUUGACUUCGCGGGACCCUUUCUCGACACCUACUUCUAUAUACUCGUUGACGACUACAGUAAGUGGCCGGAGAUCAAAGUCUGCAAAUCGACCACAGCCGAAAGUACAGUGAUCAUGUGCCGUGAGAUUUUCAGCACUUUUGGUAUACCUUCGGUACUUGUUAGCGAUCACGGAGUGCAGUUCACGUCGGAUCUGUUCCAACAAUUCCUCAGAAUGAACGGUGUAGUCCAUAAAAUGGGUGCUCCUUACCACCCAGCUACCAAUGGGCAAGCUGAGCGUUACGUUCAAACCUUCAAACAAAAGCUUAAAGCUCUGAAGUGCUCCAAGUCUCAACUCAACCUGGAAUUAUCCAAUAUUUUGCUUACCUAUCGCAAAAUGCUGCAUCCGACUACAGGCCAAUCGCCGUCAAUGUUGAUGUGCGGUAGGCAAAUACGUUCCAGACUAGAUCUUAUGUUACCGAAAAAUGAGAUCAUUGCGCCUACCAAUUACGCUGUACGGCAGUUUGAAGAUGGUGACCGUGUGAGAGUACGAGACUUCCUGUCCAAAGACAAAUGGAAGUUUGGACGAAUCAUAGAAAAAGUUGGAAAGCUGCGUUAUUCGUCUUUGGGAACGCCAUAUUGA
Uranotaenia lowii is the source of this 672-nucleotide messenger RNA. RefSeq lists its product as uncharacterized. Bases 1 to 672 code for a protein of 223 amino acids. Lineage: Eukaryota; Metazoa; Arthropoda; Insecta; Diptera; Culicidae. Gene Ontology annotation, biological process: DNA integration. The record is from RefSeq and is a predicted model, not a curated record. The transcript has a single exon. Gene Ontology annotation, molecular function: nucleic acid binding.